Molecule: messenger RNA, 700 nt
Organism: Lathyrus oleraceus (garden pea)
Lineage: Eukaryota; Viridiplantae; Streptophyta; Magnoliopsida; Fabales; Fabaceae
Product: zinc finger protein ZAT11
Exons: 1
Coding region: 77-598 (173 amino acids)
Biological process (GO): response to stress; response to chitin
Source: RefSeq, a predicted model, not a curated record
UAAUCAUCCCAACUUCUUUCAUAAAUUCUUAUAAACUUUAAAAUCUUCCAAUUUUGUAAAUUUAACGUACGUAGCUAUGAAGAGACAAAGAGAUGUUGAAGGUUUAGAAAACAUAAACCUAUCAAAUUGUCUAAUGAUGCUUUCUUAUCCCCAACAUCAACAACAACAAAGAAAUAAACCACAUCAAAAAAGUUAUGGACCAGUAGAAUAUGAGUGCAAAACAUGCAACAAAAAAUUCUCAUCCUUUCAAGCCCUAGGUGGGCACAGUGCAAGCCAUAAAAGAUCAAAGCUAGAAGGUGGUGAAUUCAUGAAAACGAUUGCUUUAUCUUUGAGUUUAGGAAAUAAACCUAAAGUGCAUGAAUGUUCCAUUUGUGGACAAGAGUUUUCGUUAGGGCAAGCACUAGGUGGACACAUGAGAAGGCAUAAAGCUUUGAGCAACCAAGAGUUUUCUUCAAUAGAAAAGGUUGUGAAAUUACCAGUGUUGCAGAGAUUGAGUAGUGCUAGGGCUUUGUGCUUGGACUUGAAUUUGACACCGUUGGAGAAUGAUUUGAAGUUGUUGUUUGGAAAGAUGGCUCCGAAUCUUGAUGUUUUGGUCUGAUUUUUUUUAUGAAUUUUUUUGUAUUUAAUUUGUCUGUUCUAUAUCUUUACGGUGAUAUAUAUUCUUUCAAUUUUUAAGAAGAAUUUAGUUUUAGUAACAUAA